AUGGCCGCAGGUGUCCCCUACCCUUUCCACUUCGACCCAGACAGCUCUGGUGGCCCACGCGAUGGAACCAGCAGAACCGUCACUCUAACCCUGAAGAAUGUCCGCGGUCGAAUCCCCUUCCCCCAAACCUCGCGCCUGCGAACGAUGAUGCUCGAGGCUCGGAAUGAUCCAACUAAGAUCCUCGCACACGCCUGCACGUACGACGGCUUGUCGUCCCGUCUCGUCGAAGAAGCCGGGUUCCCCAUGGUCUUUGUGUCUGGGUUCGUGGUGUCGAGUUCGCACGGUGUCCCUGAUGCGGGGUACAUCGCGAUGCAGGAGAUGUGCGAUAAGAUCCAGGAGAUAUAUCGCCAAGUCUCGAUCCCCAUCAUGGCAGAUGGGGAUACUGGGUAUGGGGGCCCGAUGAACGUUAAGCGGACUGUCGAGAGCUUUGCAGCGGCUGGCGCGGCGGGGAUUAUGAUUGAGGACCAGACUUGGCCGAAGCGCUGUGGUCAUACCAAAGGCAAAGACGUUGUCUCUCGCGGAGAGGCCUACGCACGGAUCCAGGCUGCCGUUGAUGCUCGCAACGAAGGACGCGAUAUCUUCAUCAUGGGCCGCACCGAUGCCCUUAUGCGGAUUGGCGUCGAUGCAGUCUUUGUUGAGGCGCUACCGGAUAGAGAUGCGAUGAAGCGCUGCGCGGAGGAGAUCGACAUCCCCGUCUUUGCUAAUAUUAUCGAGGGUGGGAAAACAGAGAAUAUUUCGGCCAAAGAACUGGCUGAGCUAGGGUACAGCGCCGUCGCAUAUCCCUGGACUCUGGUUGCUGCGCAUCUCAAGAGUGUUCGGGAUGCUUUGGAUGGGUUGAAGAGGAGCAUGCUCACUGGUGCUCCGCCGAUGAUCUUAUCGUACGAUGAGGUGUGCGAGGGAGUUGGUUUCAAGAAAUAUUGGGUAGGUCUCAUUCUGGAUUGA
Penicillium chermesinum is the source of this 942-nucleotide messenger RNA. RefSeq names its product isocitrate lyase/PEP mutase family protein. Gene Ontology annotation, molecular function: catalytic activity. The record is from RefSeq and is a predicted model, not a curated record. The transcript is spliced from 3 exons. Lineage: Eukaryota; Fungi; Ascomycota; Eurotiomycetes; Eurotiales; Aspergillaceae. The coding region runs from base 1 to 942 and encodes 313 amino acids.